Trichoplusia ni (cabbage looper) is the source of this 5475-nucleotide messenger RNA. RefSeq names its product tubulin polyglutamylase TTLL4-like. Gene Ontology annotation, cellular component: cilium. The record is from RefSeq and is a predicted model, not a curated record. The transcript is spliced from 16 exons. Gene Ontology annotation, molecular function: tubulin-glutamic acid ligase activity; tubulin binding. Gene Ontology annotation, biological process: protein polyglutamylation; microtubule cytoskeleton organization. Bases 653 to 3961 code for a protein of 1102 amino acids. NCBI's taxonomy places the organism in Eukaryota, Metazoa, Arthropoda, Insecta, Lepidoptera, Noctuidae.
AUUCUUCAAUGAAACCUCGUUUUUACCAACCGAACGACCUAAAAUGUACUUGCGGAGAGCUCCCGAACUAAUCGGAUCUCUCGGUCUCGCACACGAAGAGAGAGCUGUAUGAGAAAGUGACAAUAGAAAUAGGCAAACCAUGAAGCGACGAUUUUUACUAGUCAAGCUAUAAUUAUGUAGUAAAAAAUAUUUUGAUCAGUGUUUUACAAUUUCUUUUCAAUAUGUCUUUCAUAAAUCAAUAACCGAGAAGUCGAGUUUGGCAAUAUUCAAAAUUAAAGAUAAAGCGUACAAAUAUCUCAGGAGCAACGUUUUUGUUUACUGAAACAUGUAAACAAUAACGAAAAAAAAGUUGAAUUGAGUGUAGCACAAUCGCCAUUACUACGAGCAUUAUUAAAUUAACGGUGCGGGGUGUUUGACUGUGCCAAUGCGUAAUAUGUCAAGGAGCAUCUCUUCUUGAAGGUUUGCUAAUUUAUUUAUAAAAAGAACGUAAUUUUCUUUCAAUUUUGGCGGGAGUCCUGGCACGUAUCGCGGUUGCCGAAUGGCGAUCUGUCACCUGUCGCCGCCUGGCCUCGUCGAAGCCGAUAUAAGUUCAUGUUUCAGUGGUUCUCUGUAAAAUUAGCAGUGCAAUAGUGAAAUUCCUGGUGCGCAAUCAAUGUGGACAUUCGACGAUGCGUCGCGAUUAGGCGGGUCGGAUAUGGAUAGUAGGCGAGCGUGCCCAAGCUACGAAGCCGGGUUCGACGCGUGCGAUCCCUUGGGGUCUGUGCUGGAUUGGUCUGGUCGGGAGCCAGCGCGCAUACUGCGGCGCCGCUGCCGCAGCGAAGGCGUGGACCGCUCGCCGUACGAGGAUGUGAGUCGCGAGGCGAACCGCUACGCGGAUGGUAACUCUCGUCAUCAUCGAGCCCUGCCCAACAAGAGCCACUUCACACUGAACAACAGCGAGCCGCACUACAUAAACACCAGGUUCCGACACGAGUGCUCGCUGCCUGCCGCCGAGAACGGCGAUUACGUCAUGGCCCACGAACAGGACAGGUACCAAGGUUACCAGCCAGGAAGAUCAAAAUUCUACAGAACAAGCCCUACCAGACAUAUGCUAGUUACAACCUUAUCCAACACUAAAGUAGAUGACCGUUUGCCCAAAGUAGAAGAAUUACUGGAAAAAGUUGACCAUGAGAUGAUGGACAUACAUGCAGCAAAACAACCUUUGAAAUCAAUACUCAACAACCCUUUACCUAGCUCUCCACUCCACGGUAUAUUAAAGAAACCUAAGAAUAGAGCGCACCCAGAGAAUAAAACUACCGUAGAAGGUCGCAGAAGACAAAGAGCGUCCAGUGAGUCAGACAACUUAUAUGGCACUUUCAAUUUAGGAUCUCCAAUACCAGGAUAUGACAACCGCCUUUCCUACUUAUCAAGCAACAUGAAGCGUGCUAAAGACAACUCUGGUAUUGGAUACUCAUAUGGAUCAGCAAUCGCAAGUCUUAGCCAUAAUGUAUGUAAAAGUCCAGCAAAGAGUCCCAACAGUCCGUCUAGCAAGCACACUCGAUGUAUCUGUAAAGAUCAAGUCAUUGUUAUGAAGGAUGACAGACAUGACAUGCAUUUGUUGAGGACUACAGCCAUUAAUAGCGAUACUGUUAAUCUGGAACCAAUGAUGGAUGUGCUACCUUUCCCUAUGCAGUCACGCCAAGACACGCCCACGCCCACCUGCCCAGCGGUGAGCCCGGCUCUCCCAGUGAGCUCGAUCACCAACAUACCAGUUGCGAAAAAAGCUGUUAAGACCAAAAAGAAGGUAAAACCGAAGUCCAAAGUCGCUAAGAUGAAGACCGGAAGCAAGACCGAUUGCUGCCUACUCGAGUUAGAGGCUGAAGACGCACACAGUAGAUCACCAUCACCAGACACACUUACAGACUCGUGGCAGAUGGAAACGGACGCGGCGUUAGCAGAGAUACAGGGGGACAAGCCGGCGCUGCCCAACCAGCUCAAGAAGGACGACGAAAAGGCGGAGGUCGCUCUCGUUACUAAGCUGUCAACCAAGCUCAAUGGAACCGUGGUUACGCCGAAGAAGGCUGCUUCUAAAGAUAAAAUGAGCAAGGAGCAAAUGUUUUUGACAGCUUUGCACACGACGAGCCCGUUCAAAUCAAUGCCGUCACGCAAAGAAUCUCCACUCUGCCUUCCGGAAUCAAUAACAAGUUGUCUCCGUGUAUCUCUGUUUCCCCGCGUGCCUCCAUACCUAAAGUUCGUUGGCCACGAAGACACGCCCAUCCUGAAGAUACCCCUACCGAUACAGAAGCACCUCAAAUGGAAACUCACUGCCAUCACGCCUAUAGUUGUUAAGAAAACGUUGACGAACUCUGGAUUUAGAUUAGUUAAGAGCGAGUGUGAUACUGCUGAAUGUCCGCAAGAAGAAACAAUAGAAUGGAUAGGCAUAUGGGGCAAACAUAUGAAAUCAAUAAUGUUUAGAGCGAUAAAAGACGGGCAGAAGAUGAAUCACUUCCCGGGCACUUUUCAAAUCGGCAGAAAAGACAGAUUAUGGAGGAAUCUACAGAAGCUGGUGUCAAAGUAUGGUGUUGCCGAGUUCGGUAUUAUGCCCAAGACGUAUGUACUGCCUCAUGACAUGAAGCUCCUUAAACACGACUGGGAGAAGUAUGCCGCUAAUAAUGAACGGUGGAUUAUUAAACCGCCGGCGUCGGCUCGCGGGACAGGCAUAAAGGUAGUAUCAAAAUGGACCCAAAUACCUAAGAAGCGACCCGUAGUGGUACAGCGCUACGUAUCCAAACCCUACCUCAUCAACGGCAACAAGUUCGAUCUCAGACUGUACGUACUGGUCACGUCGGUGCAUCCGCUCAGGAUAUAUCUGUAUAAAGACGGGCUGGCCAGGUUUGCCUCAGUAAAGUACAAUGACGAGCUGGCGUCAUUGAACGAUAGAUAUAUGCACCUGACGAAUUACUCAAUUAAUAGAUUAUCUAAGAAUUACACUCCUAAUGAAGACUUUGCUGCAUGCGAAGGACAUAAAUGGACACUUCAAACCCUAUUCCAAUACUUGAAGUCGGAGAAGCGCGUCGACACGGACCAGCUGUGGGACGCGAUGAAGGAUCUCGUCAUCAAGACCAUCAUAUCGGGCGAGGCCAGCAUCAGCUCGCUCACCAAGGCUAACAUCACAUCCAGAUACAACUGUUACGAGCUGUUCGGGAUCGAUGUGCUGUUAGAUGAAGAUCUGAAGCCUUGGUUGUUGGAGGUGAACAUCUCCCCCAGCCUGCACAGCGCGUCGCCGCUGGACAUCCACGUGAAGGGCCCGCUCGUCACCACCGUGCUCAACAUCGCGCAGUUCCAGGUGCCCGUCAAGACCAACCUCGAGAUGCUGUCCAAGGACAAGCCGCAUAAGAUGGCGGGAUUACCGUACGACAGCCGGUUGUACACAGUGUACUUGUCAAAAGAAGAGCGAGACAAACAUAUAAUCUACACUAACAUGGAAGAUCGUGAUAUGUACCUGCGCGACAUCCUGUCGACGCUGACGUCGGACGACGUGCGGCACCUGAUCCAGGCGGAGGACGAGCUGACGCAGGCGGGCGACAUGCAGCGCAUCUUCCCGGGCCCGCACACGCACAAGUACCUGGCCUACCUGGCCGGCCCCAGAUACUACAACCGCCUGUUCGACGCCUGGGAGACGCGCUACGGGAACAACAGGGAGCCCGGUCUGGAGCUGCUGCGCAACCUGUGCGACAUCGGCUACCACCUGGAGGUCCCGCCCGUGCCGCUCAAGCCGGCGGCGCCGCUGAGCGCGUUGGAUGGUUGCAGAAUGAUGUGGACGCGCCGUCGCCGGCCGCGUCGGAGCGCGCCUCCGUGCCCAGCCUGGCGUCGCUGGAGCAGCCCGCGAGCGCCGCCAGCGCGCCGCCGCCCGGCCCCGCGCCCGGCCCCGCGCCCGCCGGGACCCUCUAGCGCCGCGCCCCGACCACGUGCACCAAAUUGAACAGUGACUGACCCCAGUGAAAGCUAUGCCGAGCUUAUUUCGAAGAUUAUUAUCGUAAUAGUAGCCGUUUUAGCGUUAACCCGAUGUGAUUCGACAACUUUGACCCUGUCGCCCACGGCGUUUGUCGUACUCAUCAUUUUUCCGUGUUCGACGCGAGCUCGCCUGGUGGCCGACGGUCAGUUCAGAGUUGUCGACUGAUAUGUAUAAUUCUCCCGUCUUUGUCAUCGCAUUCUUGACUCUAUAUUACGCGAAUCACAUUCCUGCUCACGACCUUUUCACUCCUUCAAAGUAUUUAAUACUAAAAAAAUAUUAAGUUUUAAAAAUCUAUAAAUAUAGUAAAACUUCGUGUGAACGUUUAGACAGGAGUGAUAACGAUAUUGGUGUUCAAAAUUAAUGUAAACCCGUGAAAUGUAGGCAUUUAGUUGGCUAAUGUUUACGUAAUAUUUGUUUUAAGGAAUAGAUGGAGACCUGUAGUGUAGGCUCGAUGGUUCAAAUGUCUACAUAAGUGGGUGAAAUUGUAUGUGGAGAAAAAUAAAAAUAUUUGUAAGAAAAUGUAGCCUUAUCACCUAUUUGUUUUAGGAUGAUUGAAAUAAAAUUUCUGACAUGCUUAUUCAGUACAAUUGUAUUGUUCAUGCAACAUAUUCGCGGUAGCUAUACUGAAUAACAUUUAUUCGAACCGCAACAUGUCAUUCUCAAUAUUGGAGUUCUACAUGAUAGCCAAAGCGUUCAGAAACUAUAUUUUAGUCAGUAUUCCGAGACUGAUAGAAAUCUUAGUGUUAAAUAAUAUUUUAGUUUUGUUUUAAUAAACUAUUGUGAAUGUUCUAUCAGUCUGUGUACGCACAGGUAAACAAAUAAAAGAAUUUAGGAUUUUGGUUCUGAUGAUGUUAUGAUAAGUUAUUUUGAAAUGCUAUCAAUGAUCUGCUCUAAAAGCUUUACCUGCGUGUAUAUAGUAUAUAUUUUAAUUAGUGACUUGAUUUCCUUACAAACUAAAAAAAAAGAAAACUCGAGAUUCUAAACGUAAAUAAUUUAGGUAAUUUCCAAAUUACAAUGUGUUCAUUGUAUACCUAGAGUUUGCUAGUUUAGCGCGUAUUGAGCUCGUGAUGUCGUCGAGUCGUGUUCAAAAAAGAAUCGAUAAAAAUCGAUGUAUAUAAUCUUAUUAAGUAUAAUCGAUUCGUAAGUAGAUCGAUCAUGUUUCAUUCCUUUUUAUGAAAGUUAAUAAUAAUCUCUUUGACAAUUAUGAAACAUAAUUUUACGAGUGUAUUUUUUGGAAAGCGAAAAUUUGUUGUUUCUUAUGAAUCACAAAUCCAAGUUUAUUGUAAUUAUUAAAUUAUUUUUCAGUGUAACAAUAAAUCGGUUGACACGUCACAUUAUUUUGAUUGCGAUUACCCUGCGUUGAAUGUAGUUUUUUUUUUAUUAUUUUAUACAUAUGAAGUCGUUUCUUUUUUAAAAUUGUAUUUAAUUUUUUACUCUAUAAUUUGUACGCUCAGACAAAUACAACCGAAUGUGACAUUGUU